This is a messenger RNA of Hyaloperonospora brassicae, 924 nucleotides long. The record is from the annotation of a GenBank genome assembly. Lineage: Eukaryota; Oomycota; Peronosporomycetes; Peronosporales; Peronosporaceae.
AUGAACAACGCCGAAGAGGCUGAGGAAGCGGAGGCUGAGCACUGUGCAGCUGCGAGCGCCGACGAGACGAAAGCGGAUCGAGAGUCGGAAGUGCACAGCUCGAACGACAACAGCAGUGGGAGCAGCUACGAGGGCGACGACGAGCCGCAGACAGAGCCCUACCGCAAGCAGCUGGAAGAAGGAGAGCCGGGAACUGUGACUGGCCGUCCCUUGCGGCUGUACGCCGACGGGAUCUUUGACCUCUUCCACUUUGGCCAUGCAAAGGCCCUGCAGCAGUGCAAAGAGGCGUAUCCGAACACGUACUUGAUUGUUGGCUGUUGCAGCGACGAGAUCACGCACAAGCUCAAGGGUCGCACGGUCAUGUCGGACAAGGAGCGCUACGAGUCCUUGCGUCACUGCAAGUGGGUCGACGAAGUGGUUGAAGACGCGCCGUGGGUGCUCUCGGAUGAGUUUAUCGAGAAACACCAGAUUGAUUACGUGUGUCACGAUGCGCUGCCGUACUCGGAUACGUCGGGCGAAGCAUCAGAAGGCGAUGUGUAUGCACGUAUCAAGGCCAUGGGCAAGUUUUUGGAAACCCGACGGACGAAUGGAAUAUCGACGUCGGACUUGAUCAUUCGCAUCAUUGCCGAGUACGACACAUUCAUUCGUCGUAACUUGCAGCGCGGGUACUCUGGCAAGGACAUGAACGUGCCGUUCAUCAAGGAGAAGAGUAUCAAAUUUGAUAUGGCAGUUGACAAGGUUCGCAACGACGUGGACGGAUUCGUGCACAAGUGGAUCAGCAAAGCCGAUGACAUGCAGCACGGCUUUCUCGAGCUUUUCAGCAAGGAAGGUCGCCUGCGCACAUCAUUCCGCAAGCGUCGAAAAAUCAUCAAGGAGCGCUUGUCGGAACGCAUGUCGGAGAUGGCGCGUGAAGGGCUAUGCUAA